AUUGGGGCCAGAGCAAUUCUAAAACCCUAGUUCCACUGUAGAACGUCUCUCCAUUAGGGUUUUACGACCACCGCCGCGGAGAUCGAGAGAGAGAGGUAGGGAUGGGGAAGACGACGUACAUGAGGUUGAGGGGGAGCCGCCACCUUCGGCAGCGGCUGGUGCUGGCGACUCUCACGGCGACGCCGAUCGUGGUGAAGGAGAUCCACUCCGACGACACCUUCCCGGGGCUGCGACCCCACGAGGUCUCCCUCUUCCGCCUCCUCGAGAAGAUCACGGACCACUCCUUGAUCGAGUUCGGCGAAAGCGGGACGGAGUUGCUAUACAAGCCCGGAGUUUUGAUCGGGGGAAAGAAUCUCGUGCACGAUUGCGGUUUGAGCCGCUCGAUCGGGUACUUCCUCGAGCCGCUGAUACUUUUGGGGCUUUUCGGGAAGAAGCCCCUCUCUAUUAGGCUCAAAGGAAUUACUAAUGAUUCCAAGGACCCGUCUGUCGAUACCUUUCGGACUACCACGUUGCAUAUGCUUAGGCGCUUUGGUGUUCCUUUAGAAGGGCUGGAGCUGAAAAUAGAAAGUCGUGGUGCUCCUCCUCUUGGCGGCGGAGAGGUCCUUCUUCGAGUUCCUAUCAUCCCUAAUACAUUAACGGCAACGCAUUGGGUGGACGAAGGGAUGGUUAAGAGAAUUAGAGGGAUAACAUUCUCCACGAGAGUGUCUCCUCAGAUUGGAAAUCGUAUGGUGUAUGCUGUACGUGGAGUCUUCAAUAACUUCAUACCGGAUGUUCAUAUCUUCACCGAUCAUAGAUCUGGUCCGGCUGGGGGAAGGUCACCGGGAUAUGGCAUGUCUUUGGUUGCGGAGACUACUACAGGUUGUUUGAUAUCCGCGGAUAUUGCAAGUACUGAAAAAGCGGAUGAAAUGGAUGAAGACACUGAGGAGAAGCCGGAAGUUAAAACUCCGGAGGAUAUUGGUAUUGAAGUUGCUUCUAUCUUGCUUGGAGAGAUCAAGCAGGGAGGAGUAGUUGAUUCUACCCACCAGGGCUUGUUAUUUCUUCUUUGUGCUCUAUGCCCGCCGGAUGUAUCAAAGGUUCGCGUGGGAGCGCUCACACCCUACGGCAUAGAAACGCUUAGAAAUAUCAGGGAUUUUCUCGGAGUUAAGUUUGUCAUCAAGCCCGAUACGAGUACGAACACAGUUAUACUAAAAUGCGUCGGAUCCGGGAUGAAAAAUAUAGCUCGAAAGAUUUCAUGAGUCUUUAUUUGUUCUUAUUACUUUGUAUUCUUUAGUUACAUUACAGGUUAAGUACUUAUUAGCGAACAUUUUGGCAACAAAGCGUAAUUCUGAAUUGUUCAGUUAUUUUGCGAAAUUUUGAAAUUUUAGUCUUAAUUACAAGGUAGAUACACAUUUGUAUCAAUUACAUUGCCGAAGAUUUGUACAGUAUCACUUACCAUAUUUA
Molecule: messenger RNA, 1440 nt
Organism: Ananas comosus (pineapple)
Lineage: Eukaryota; Viridiplantae; Streptophyta; Magnoliopsida; Poales; Bromeliaceae
Product: probable RNA 3'-terminal phosphate cyclase-like protein
Exons: 6
Coding region: 102-1235 (377 amino acids)
Biological process (GO): ribosome biogenesis; endonucleolytic cleavage of tricistronic rRNA transcript (SSU-rRNA, 5.8S rRNA, LSU-rRNA)
Cellular component (GO): nucleolus
Molecular function (GO): RNA endonuclease activity
Source: RefSeq, a predicted model, not a curated record